Messenger RNA from Ceratina calcarata, 1954 nucleotides. Its product is annotated as I'm not dead yet. Gene Ontology annotation, molecular function: succinate transmembrane transporter activity; citrate transmembrane transporter activity. The coding region runs from base 185 to 1888 and encodes 567 amino acids. The record is from RefSeq and is a predicted model, not a curated record. Lineage: Eukaryota; Metazoa; Arthropoda; Insecta; Hymenoptera; Apidae. Gene Ontology annotation, cellular component: plasma membrane. Gene Ontology annotation, biological process: transmembrane transport; succinate transport; citrate transport. The transcript has 8 exons.
CUUUUAGAAUUGACUGUACAGCCAAUACAUCCUUAAAAUAUCUUCCAACGUUUCGUGCAACGAUUUACGAAUGCACGUAUCAUUGUAUAAGAAAAAACAAACAGAAGAGAAACGGAGUUACGGUUAACAGGAAACGUUUGACAAAAUGUCAUAAAUCGAAUGAAUUAAAAAUUAUAUUAUCGUGAUGAGAAGAAAGGUAAUGGAGCAGCCAUUAGGAAAGGAAAGUAAAUUGUAUCUGUCCUGGAGUUUCGUCAAGAUAUACUGGAAGAUACUGUUCGCUGUUUCAUGGGCACUGCUCCUAGCACCGAUGAUUAUCGUUAAUAAUACAACGGAGGUGAGAUGCGGGUACACGAUACUAAUUAUGGCAGGCUACUGGAUAUUAGAAUGCUUCCCGAUGGCGGUCACCUCGUUGAUACCUGUGGUGCUGUUCCCAGCGUUCGGGAUACUGAGCACGGCCGACGUUUGCUCCUGUUACAUGAACGAUACCAUAAUGGUGUUCUUAGGAGGCUUGAUCCUUGCCAUAGCGACGGAACACAGUAAUCUGCAUUUGAGGAUUGCCCUCAGUGUGAUGAAGACAGUCGGUUGCACUCAUGCAAAAUUGCUCGGCGGCCUCUGCGGCGUGACUACAUUUAUAUCAAUGUGGGUGUCGAACACCGCUGCCACGGCCAUGAUGGUACCCAUAAUAUUCGCGAUUCUCAAGGAAUUGGAACAGGCUGGUCUCAGUCGCGUCUUCGACGAGUUCCCGCCGGAGACGAAUAGUCCAGACGCGGAACCAGUGAAGAAACCGACGAAUGUAACGAAAGCCUAUUUGACGGCCGCGGCGUACUGCUCGACGUUCGGAGGCACGGGGACCAUCGUGGGUACCGGGACCAAUCUGACUUUCAAAGGGAUUUUCGAGAGCACGUUUCCUGAGUCCGAAGGGAUCAAUUUCACCGACUGGAUGAUCGCCUCGACGCCGCAGAUGGUCGUCAACUCGUUCUUGACGUGGAUUUAUCUCCGCAUCGCUUUCAUGGGCUAUCUCAGGCCUAAUAGCAAAGACGCGCAGAUGGCAUCGAUAGGAGAAGAGGGGCAAACGAUCACGAAUCGGGUGAUACAAGAAAGGUACCAAGAGCUCGGCGACAUUAGGUUUCACGAGGCGGCGGUGGCCAUCCUGUUCUUGUUCUGUAUACUUCUGUGGAUAUUCCGGAAACCCGGUUUCGUGCUGGGAUGGUCCGAACUGCUAACAGAAAUAUCCCUCCGGGACUCGGUGCCUGUCAUGUUCGUAUCUAUCUUGAUGUUUUUUAUUCCCAAGGAUCUGAAAUUCCUCCAUAGCUUUAGCGACGAUCCCGAGGCGAGGCCCACGAAAUCCUCGGAAGGUCUGAUCACGUGGGACGUGAUACAAAAGAAGAUGCCCUGGAGUUUGAUGUUCCUCCUGGGCGGUGGAUUCGCAAUUUCGAAGGGCAGCGUCGCCUCCGGUUUAGCGAGACAAGUCGGCGAAGCUUUGAUGCCGUUAAGACACUUGCCCCCCUUUCUCAUUCUGGUGAUCGUCUCAUUUUUCGUUGGUACCAUCACAGAAUUCACGUCGAACGUCGGCAUCGCGAACAUUACUCAACCCGUGAUCGCACAGAUGUGCGUAGCGAUGAACAUACAUCCGAUGUAUUUAAUGUACCCGGCGGCGAUCAUGUGUUCUUAUUCGUUUCGAUUACCGGUCGGUACGCCGCCGAACGCGAUCAUUACGGUCGCCGGGAACAUCCCAACGAAGUGGCUAAUGCUGGGAGGCUGCGGCCCUUCCGUAUACGCUCUCGUCGUACAAACAACCUUUUUCAUCAUCUGGAGCUCUCACAUUUGGCGGAUUAAGGAGUUCCCAGAAUGGGCUAAGCUCUCGUCGAAUGUAUCAACGACCACCUGAUUCAGUCGCUUAUCGUAUAAGUGUUCUGUUUGUUUUAUUUAAUAAAUAUAUACAUACUCUGUUUAA